Molecule: messenger RNA, 1023 nt
Organism: Arachis stenosperma
Lineage: Eukaryota; Viridiplantae; Streptophyta; Magnoliopsida; Fabales; Fabaceae
Exons: 3
Coding region: 1-1023 (340 amino acids)
Source: RefSeq, a predicted model, not a curated record
AUGGAGGGUAAAAGGGGAAAAAGAGGAGAUCAACCAGGAGGCCUCCCCCUACAGGAGGACUUGCAUAGCAUAGCAAGUGACGAUGAUACUGAGACUCCGGUUUUUCCUCAGAGCAAUGCUGAUGCCCCGGUUAGCCAGGUGAGGUUGGAAUUGGGGGUGGAGUUUGAGACUCUGAACCAGUUCAGGAAGGCUGUCCGAAAGUUUAAUAUCCACAUUGGCAGGAGCAUAUUCUUUGCUCCUUGUGACUCAACAAGAUCCAAGGCUAUAUGCUAUGAUGAGGACUGUCCUUGGCAAAUCUACUGUGUCAAGAGAACGUUUCCCGCAAGCUAUCAGGUAAAGACAUUUGUUAAUGAACACACUUGUAGCAGAGAUAAUUACUGUAAGUCAGCAGAUGGGAAAUGGGUAAUUGAUGAGCUAGAGGAGAGGAUUAGAGUUCAACCAAACUUAACAGUGAGGGAGGCUGACCAAUAUUUCAGGUCUGAGUAUGAUGUACUCAUCAAUGAGAGGAAAUUUUACAGAUCUAUGAAGAAGGCGAAGGAGAGGAUUGAGGGUUCCGAGAUUGCACAGUAUGCAAGACUGCGUGAUUAUGGUAAUGAAAUACUAAAGACAAACCCUGGCUCGACAGUAAGGAUACAUACGAAUCCUAUGCCUGAUUCGAAUCCUUUGUUUCUGAGGAUAUAUGUAUGCUUUGAUGCGUGCAAGAAGGGAUUUGUGGGAGGUUGUAGACCUUUAAUAGGUUUGGAUGGGAUCUUUCUUAGAGGGUACUACGGGGGGCAGUUAUUGACAGCAAUAGGACAGGACGCAAAUAAUCAUAUCUAUCCGAUUGCCUAUGCAAUUGUGGAGUCAGAAAAUAAAGAAAGUUGGAAGUGGUUCCUAGAGAUACUACAAGAGGACGUCGGAGAUUUUCAGGCAAAUGGCUUCAACUUUAUGUCAGAUAUGCAGAAGGCCGGGGAACAGCUGGUCGGGGUGGAUUUCAUAGCAGGGGACGUGGAAGGAAAGGCGCAUUCAGUGGAUCAAAAAUAG